AUCCAAGAGGUGUCAGCAUACUCAACUGACAUGAGAUGCCAUGAGAUGCAUGGAGAAUUUCAUGCCUCAAUGCGUUGGAUCUAGGACAUUCAUCACUGUGGCCCGCCAUGAAUGUGACUUAAAAGUCAAACUGGUCUAUUCAUCAGGCUGGCCGCACGUGUCUGGUGCAAUGGACCAUUGGUGAAUUUCUUUUAAUUGUCCAUCUCUUUUUUAGGUUUGCUGCCUACUUGAUGAGCAGACCUGCCUGAUUUAUGGGCCAAGGAAUCUCCACACUGGGACCCACCUGAUGAGCAGGGAUGAUAUGUGGGAAGUAAAUGCUGCCAUCUGCCCCAGCUACAGCAUGGGUAUGUCACAGUCAGAAAAAUUGCAAAGCAUCUCACGCCCUCUCUGAAACCCAAUUCCACAAUGGCAGCUCUUCACAUGCCUCUGUUCUUGCAUUCCCCCAACUUCAUCCCUUCCAUCUUCCUUCCAAAACCUCACCCACCUUCACCUAGAAUCCACAGAAUUCAAAGCAGCCGAUUGGAGAGCUUCCUUGACCUGAAACCUGAGUCGAAGCCGGAGUUCCUUGAUUUUGAUUUGCAACGGCAUGGGCCGUCGGACCGGAGGGAAUAUGAUAUGGUUGUCAUCGGCACUGGUCCAGCCGGCCUCCGCCUCGCCGAGAAGGUCUCAAGCCAUGGGGUGCGUGUGUGCUGCAUCGACCCGUCGCCGCUGUCCAUGUGGCCCAACAACUACGGUGUCUGGGUCGAUGAGUUUGAGAGCAUGGGGCUGGUGGGUUGCCUAGACAAGACGUGGCCGAUGGCGACCGUUUACAUUGAUGAUCAGAAGAAGAAGUAUCUCGACCGUCCGUAUGGCCGGGUUAGUAGGACGGUAUUAAAGAGAAGACUGAUGGAGGGGUGUGUUUCGCAGGGAGUGAAGUUCCACGAAGCCAAGGUGUGGAAGGUGGUGCACCAAGAGUUCAAGUCUGCAGUGCAAUGCAGUGACGGUCUGGAGGUGAUCUCGAGCUUAGUCGUUGAUGCUAGCGGCUUCUCGAGUGCCUUUGUGGAGUAUGACAGGCCCCGGAACCAUGGCUACCAGAUCGCCCAUGGGAUUCUAGCUGAGGUCGAGGAUCAUCCAUUCGAUCUGGACAAGAUGGUGCUCAUGGACUGGAGGGACUCUCACAUGGUGAAUGAGCCUUACCUAAGGGCGAAGAAUGAGAAGCUCCCAACAUUCCUCUAUGCUAUGCCCUUCGAUCGAAACUUGAUUUUCCUAGAGGAGACAUCCCUGGUCAGCCGGCCUGUCAUCUCAUAUGUCGAAAUUAAGGAAAGGAUGGUAGCCCGGUUGCGACAUUUGGGAAUUAGGGUGAAGAAGGUGAUCGAAGAUGAGAAGUGCCUGAUCCCGAUGGGUGGGCCGAUUCCGUGCAUACCACAGAGCGUCGUUGGCACUGGCGGGGCAGCUGGGCUGGUCCAUCCUUCGACUGGUUACAUGGUUGCAAAAUCUCUGGCCGUGGCAUCUGUACUGGCCGAUGCGAUUGUCGAGUGCUUGGGAUCGACGCGUAUGAUCAGGGGGCGGCCCAUGCAUAGUAAGGUGUGGGGCAGCGUUUGGCCCAUGAACAAGAGAUUGGAGAGAGAAUUCUAUUGUUUUGGGAUGGAGACCUUGUUGAAGCUGGACUUGAAAGGGACAAGGAGGUUUUUUGAUGCCUUCUUUGAUUUGGAUCCUUACUACUGGCAUGGCUUCCUUUCAUCAAGAUUGUCUCUGGGAGAGCUUGCAAUGUUGAGUCUUUCCUUAUUCGGGCAUGCAUCCAAUCCAUCUAAGUUGGACAUUGUGACCAAGUGCCCGUUGCCUUUGGCUAAGAUGGUGGGCCAGCUGGCCAUUGAAACCAUCUAAGCCUUUGGGUGAGAUGGUGGGCCAGCUGGUCAUUGGGAUCAUCUAAACCUUUGGGUGAGAUGGUGGGCUAGCUGGCCUUGUAAACUAUCUCAGCCUUUGGCUGAGAUGGUGGGUCUGUCCACCUAAGCCUUCUGCUGACAAUUGAAACCAUCUAAGCCUUUGGCUAUGAUGGUGGGCCAGCUGGCCAUUGAAACCAUCAAAGGGUGGGUGAGAGUGAGUGCCACAGAGCCUUUUGUAAUUUUGUGGGUUAUUCUGUAGCUGAUAUUUACCUUUUUUUUUUUUUUUUUUGAAUCAAUACAAAGUAAAAGAGCAAGUCUAAUAAAGACUUAGAAAACGUCUGUUUUGA
Molecule: messenger RNA, 2209 nt
Organism: Magnolia sinica
Lineage: Eukaryota; Viridiplantae; Streptophyta; Magnoliopsida; Magnoliales; Magnoliaceae
Product: capsanthin/capsorubin synthase, chromoplastic-like
Exons: 3
Coding region: 406-1863 (485 amino acids)
Biological process (GO): carotenoid biosynthetic process
Molecular function (GO): oxidoreductase activity, acting on paired donors, with incorporation or reduction of molecular oxygen
Source: RefSeq, a predicted model, not a curated record